GGAGCACGCCGGAGCAGGUUGAGCGAGCCCCCAUCCUCAAUGACACCAUGGCCGCACAGAUCGAAAACAUGCCUACCUUCGCCUCGCAGCCCGCCGCCCCCGUCGCUGACCCCUGGGCGCAGGCUGCGACUGUCCGCGGCUUGGGCGCACCUCGUGCUCGCCAGGGAGAAAAUGCUGGUUUCCAGUUGGUUGGCGAAGAUAACGAAUUCAGAGCCUACGUGGACAAGGCCAGCAGUGAGAUUCUCAACUCCGUCUCUGGCUUGCAGGACCGCCCGAUGGAGGGCCCUGGCUUCAAGAGGAAGGUUGACCCAGCGGUGGUGGUCAUCACGGCCCGCGUGCUCGGUGCCGAGGAGACGGCUCAGGCUGCCUGCGCCCCUUUCUUCGAAGACUUCAACAUGUCGGCGGAUACUGACUACGCAUGGGAUGGCGACCCGACGGGCAAGAUAUUAUCAAUCAGGUUCAAGGGAGCUGAG
Prorocentrum cordatum is the source of this 473-nucleotide messenger RNA. NCBI's taxonomy places the organism in Eukaryota, Dinophyceae, Prorocentrales, Prorocentraceae. The record is from the annotation of a GenBank genome assembly.